AUGUAUCAUCAUCAAGUACUUGCCGAAGAUCUAGAAAAGACCGAAAAAGAAAGACAAGAACAAGAGGAAGCUGCUGAAAGUGAUGAUGAAGAGAGCACUGAAGAAAUUGUAGUCAAGAAAAUUGAAGCAAAGAAAGUUACCUAUUGUCCCGAAUGUACCUAUCCAAUCGACUAUUGCGAAUUUUCUGACAAAUGGCCAUUAUGUGAGAAGUGGCUUGAAGCAUUUCCUGAAAAGUUGAAGGAAUUGCGAGAAUUGAGAGAACACGACAAGUAUAAAGAUAAAACUGUGGAUAAGAAGGUUGCAAGAGAAGUGAAGGAAAUUGUGGAAGGAAGUGUUGGAUCUUCCGAUGAUAAUUCUUCAAAAACUUCAUCUGUUUCAAAGAAUAGAGAAUUACUCAUUCGUAUCGAUAAAAGAAGUAAGAGAAAACGUUUAACACUGGUUACUGGAAUUGAGGCUUUUAUGCAAGAUGCUUUCAAAGGAGAAGAAAAAGUUUUGAAGGAUGUUGUGAAACAAUUUGGUAAAAUCAUUGAAAUUCAAGGAAACGUUGCAGGAAAAGUUGCUAAAUACUUUUCAAAAGAGUUAGGCGUUGAUAUGAAUCAAAUUUAUAUUCUUGAAGACAAGAAAAAGACAAAAGCUGUCGACAUGGUAUUUCAUGAUGAGGAUGAGGAGGAAGACGAUGACGAAAAUGAUGAUUAA
Molecule: messenger RNA, 696 nt
Organism: Naegleria fowleri
Lineage: Eukaryota; Heterolobosea; Eutetramitea; Acrasida; Naegleriidae
Exons: 3
Coding region: 1-696 (231 amino acids)
Biological process (GO): translation reinitiation; formation of translation preinitiation complex
Molecular function (GO): translation initiation factor activity; mRNA binding
Source: RefSeq, a predicted model, not a curated record